AUGGAGCAAGGAAAUGAAUCCUCCACCACAGAUUUCAUUCUCCUUAGCUUUUUCUCUGACUCCCAGCAUCCUAGGUUCCUCAUCUCUAUUGUCCGUCUGAUUUUUGGGGUGGCAGUCACAGGAAAUUCCAUCCUGGUCCUGCUGAUCUGGAGUGAUGCUUGCCUCCACAUGCCCAUGUACUUCCUGCUCAGCCAGCUCUCCCUCAUGGAUCUAAUGUUAAUUUCCACCACUGUCCCCAAGAUGGCCACUAACUUCUUCUCUGGACAUGAAUUUAUCUCUCAUAUUGGCUGUGGAGUCCAAAUUUUUCUGUACUUGAUGCGAGGAGUGGCUGAGUGCAUUCUUCUCACUCUCAUGGCCUUUGACCGCUAUUUGGUCAUUUGUAACCCCCUCAGAUAUCCCAUAAUCAUGACUCCCCGAGUCUGUAUGCAAAUGGCCACUGGCUCAUGGGCUGGGCGUGUGCUUAUCUCCUUAAUGCACACAAUUUAUGCCAUGCACUUUUUUACUUGCGGCUCCAGGAAAAUUGACCAUUUCUUCUGUGAGAUAAUGGCCCUUCUGAAGCUCUCUUGUGAGGACACCUCCAUCUAUGAGAAAGUGGUGUUACUGUCCAGCAUUGCUUUCCUUCUCAUCCCUUUUGGACUCAUUCUGACAUCCUACAUAUUCAUCUACCUUACUGUUCUCCACAGGAACUCUCCUGAGGGACAAAACAAAGCUCUAGCUACCUGUUCCUCCCAUCUUUGUGUGGUAAGUCUCUACUUUGGUCCAGCCAUGAUUAUCUGCAUGACUCCAGGUUCCACUCUCCCCUCAGAGAUGGACCAGCAUCUCUUUGUGUUUGAUGUAAUCAUUAUUCCCAUGCUUAACCCCCUCAUCUACAGCCUGAGGAACAAGGAGGUGUUGGGGGCUCUGAGGAAGGCUCUAUGGAGAAAGCUGAUGUUCAAGCAGAGAAGAUAAUGUCACUUGUACCUUAAAACACUCAGAAUCUUUUUUUUUUUUAACAUUUUUUACUAUUUAUUCAUGAGAGACACAGAAAGAGGCAGAGACACAGGCAGAGGGAGUAGCAGGCUCCAUGCAGAAGCCCGAUGCAGGACUCAAUCCCAGAACUCUGGGAUCAUGUCCUGAGCUGAAGACAGAGGCUCAACUGCUGAGCCACCCAGGCGUCCCAAACACCCAGAUUCUUUAUUGUUCUCCUAGUUAAUGCUAAUGCUAUUACGAAAAACUGAACUCUGGACUUCAAUUUGCAACCCACAUUACAAAAAGUAUACUUCUUUCCUUCCAGAUUUUUUUGUAGUGUGUAAUACACUACAAUGGGGCAAGGAGUUCCUAUUUAACAGUAUUAACUAAAUUAACUGUUAGAGGCCCUGUAAACCAAAUUCUGGGAAGUGACCUAGGCAUGUAUAUUCAGCAAACUUUACAUGAUUUAAGAUAUCCUGCUGGAUAACAUGGUCCUAAUGUACCUUCUCAAACUCAUAACCUACACUCAUUAUCUAUCAAUACACUCAAUCACGCCUCAUAUUGGCUUACGCAACCUUGGACUUUUCAUAUGGUUUUUGAGUCUUCAUUUUUUAGACACAGCAUGGAAUUACCUCUGUCACAUGUGUCCAUAUAUUGAAAUGCCACUCUUCCAUGAGCUGUCUCAAAACUGUCUCUUUGAUUUCCUGGCUUCUUUAUUACAAUUGCACCAGUUUCCCUUUACAUAUGACUUGCCACAUUUUUCAAGUUCCAAAAAAUAUUAUUAAUAACAUGACUACUUACUCUAGAAACUUUCCAAAAAUACAACAAAAGGGUAAAAAGAGCCCAUAUUCUGACCAACCAAAGGAAAAUACUGUCAACAAUUUUGUAUAUAAAAUCUAUCAAUUACUUUCCAUGCAACAUGUUUUUCUUUUAAAAUCUUUUACUUUUUAACUGAAAUAUAGUUGACAUAAAAUUAUACUAGUUCCAGGUGUACAACAUAGUGAUUAGACAAUUACAUACAUUAUAAAAUGCCGGGAUCCCUGGGUGGCGCAGCGGUUUGGCGCCUGCCUUUGGCCCAGGGCGCGAUUCUGGAGACCCGGGGUCGAAUCCCACGUCGGGCUCCCGGUGCAUGGAGCCUGCUUCUCCCUCUGCCUGUGUCUCUGCC
Messenger RNA from Nyctereutes procyonoides (raccoon dog), 2113 nucleotides. RefSeq names its product olfactory receptor 56-like. The transcript has a single exon. Gene Ontology annotation, cellular component: membrane. Gene Ontology annotation, molecular function: olfactory receptor activity; G protein-coupled receptor activity. NCBI's taxonomy places the organism in Eukaryota, Metazoa, Chordata, Mammalia, Carnivora, Canidae. The record is from RefSeq and is a predicted model, not a curated record. Bases 1 to 948 code for a protein of 315 amino acids. Gene Ontology annotation, biological process: G protein-coupled receptor signaling pathway.